GGGGGAUCCUCCCUACAUACAGCCUGUGAGCUCAUCACACUUUUAAUUAGACCGGAUACGACAAUUAUUGGGAAGUCAGCUGACCUCUCUCAGCCCUUUAAAAGCAGCUUGAGUCAAACCUUCAGCAGGAUUUAGACACAGAGGCUCAACCAAGUUUCAGGUUUUCAGGACGAUGCCUUCCACUAUAUUUUGCUCUGUUAUUUUUGUGGCUUGUGCUGUGACUUUUAGUGCUGCUCAGACAAGCUGCAAAGGACGAUGUGGUGGUGAAUACUACAGAGGUUAUGACUGCCAGUGUGAUUAUACCUGCCUGAAUUAUGGUGAAUGCUGUGAUGACUAUGAAUCAAAAUGCACCACAGUAAACUCAUGUCAAGGUCGGUGUGGAGAAUCCUUUAAGAGAGGCCGGAAGUGUACUUGCGACCCCGAUUGCAUCAAGUACAACCAGUGUUGUCCAGAUUUCAAGGCCCACUGUGAUGCAGAAGAGCCAUCUCUGAAUGAAGCAACAGAGCCACCAUUCAGCGAGGGAGACAAUGAAGAUGACCAUUCACUUCCGAUGGCCAGUCCAUCAUCAUAUCCACAAGAUGAUCUCAGUGAUGAUAUGUACGGCCAGAGCGUUCCCACUGAUGAGUAUACCAACAAUGGACCAGAGGAUCCAUUGGUAAGACCUACCCCAGAAAGCACCAGUGGCUAUGGACCCUCUACUGCUGACCCGCUGGAUCAAGUUACCACUGAACCCACGCCACCUACAGACCCUCAGACACAGAUGACUCCCUCAGAUAAUCAACCAACACAGGCCAGUGGAGAAGUUCCCACUGAGAGUGCAGAUGUAAGUGAUCCUGAGACGACCAGCUCGCCUGACUCAGGAACAACUCUUCCUCCAGCCUCCACAGAAGUUCAGGAUGUCUCUAGCCAGCCUACUACAACCUCAGCGCCCCAAACAGACCCUAAUGCCACAGCUAACCCUCCAGAGCCAGAGCCAGAGCCAGAAGUGCAGGCAGGGGAUACAGAUCCAACUGAAGCCCCCACCACCACAUCCGACCCACCUGUGGCUUCAGUAUCCACAGAGCUCAAACAGGACUCCUCCACAGGCUCAGAAGACGCCACCACCUCUGCCUCUAUAAUGCUGGACCCAACACCCAUCCCAGACGGAACCACUUUAAAGCCAGAGCCAGAUGGUACUGGAGGCGACUCUGGGGACGCCACAACAGACCCUUCCUCUUCUCUGCCGGACCUUCAAGAUCCCUCCACCGAUGGUUCUCCAGCAGCAGAGAUUGAUUCCCUGACAACCCGCGUUCCCUUAAUCACAGAUGCGCCACAAGGUGACACGAAAGAUGAUGCCACGCCAGGAGAAACCACUGCUGAUCCACUACAAGUCACCCCAGAACCAACCAAGCCCCAACCAUCUGAACCCACCUCAAAACCUCAGGUCAAACCUGGCCCACACAAGCCACUUCCGACUAAACCAACUCCAUCUAAACCCAUCUCCAAACCUGACACAAAGCCUAUGGAUCCUUCGCGAACUCUGAAUGUAGACAACCCUAGAGACUACCAAGGAGAUGAUAGCAAUGAUACAAACCUGUGUAGCGGACGGCCGGUCAGUGCAGUCACCACAUUGAGUAAUGGAACAAUAGCAGUUUUCAGAGGGCACUACUUCUGGUUUCUGGAUAGUAACAGGGUGCCGGGUCCUGCCCGUAGCAUCACACAAGUGUGGGGCGUCCCAUCCCCCAUUGACACUGUGUUUACCCGUUGCAACUGCCAGGGGAAAACAUACAUCUUCAAGGGAAACCGAUACUGGAGAUAUGAAAAUGAUGUUAUCGACACUGGAUAUCCACAAUUAAUUGAAACAGGCUUUGAUGGGCUUCGGGGCCACAUCACAGCUGCUCUGUCUGUGCCUCAAUAUCGUCAGAGGAGAGAGUCAGUCUACUUCUUCAAGAGAGGGGGAAUGGUCCAGAAAUACUCAUACAAGUUUGGUACCAGUCCAACAUGUGGUAGGAAAGUCCAGUACACCGUUACCACAAUCCGCAACCGAUUGGCUCGACAAGCAGUGUCUCUCUUAGGGCCAACAAUUAACAUCAGGAAAUCCUGGACAGGUUUCCCCUCCACCAUCACAGCUGCUGUGUCCAUCCCGGCCAUCAGAGAACCAGAGGGAUACAAAUACUACGUCUUCUCUAAAUCCAAAUCCUACAACAUCAGGGUGGAUGCUGCACGUCCCGUCAUUGCUGCCCCUAAACCCAGCACGUCACCUCAGAGCAACAGCGUCUUCAAAUGCCCAAAGAAAGUCUGAAAACCAGACUGUUCAAAAGAAAUCGUCUUCCAAAUUUUCAUGGUUUUUAAAGUUUAUUACAUUCUUCAUAAAACACAUUGCUUCAGCAUGGACUGAUAAGAAAAGGUACUUUCUAAGUACAUUAAAAAAAACUAUCGUAAAACAAAAAAACACAACAGGCUUCAGAGCAAGUGAACAUUAUCAUGACUGAAUAUAGAAGCUCAACACUCGGAUUUAAAAAAUAUAUAAUGUGGUUCUGGGGGGGAAAGACAAGUUCUGCAGUCAUGUUUGUCCAGUUUUAGUGCUUCAUCUGGCAAAUCGUCUCCCAUGUAUACCCCGAGAGGGAAAUGCUUGACCUGUUGGAAUAUAAAGAGAGCUUUUUAAGACCAAGCCUGCUAUACUGGUGUAAAGAUUAUUUGCAGUGGCUGUAUAAAAUGUGAAAUAUGAUGACCUUAUUGAAAGAAUUAGUUUUAUAAUGCACAAUACACAGUACCAGUGAAAAGUUUGGACCCAUUUGAAGGUUUUUUCAAACUUUUGACUGAUACUGUGUUCAUUAAGUGCUAUGAUCGGGUAAUUAAAAUAAAAAAAAGAGCUUUGUCAGGAUUUGUGCAGACAACAUUAUUGCUGGUCAAAAACUACUGGGCUUAACAUUCAGUGCUAUUUUUCAAGCAUGCAAUUUUUAAAGAAAUAUAUAAUUAAAGAACAAUAAUAUUUUAUUGUUAAGUCUGAAACAUUAACGAUGAAAUGUGUAACUUUUUAUUUGGUUUGCAAUAAAGAUGCAAUGUUAUUAUACAA
Scomber scombrus (Atlantic mackerel) is the source of this 3055-nucleotide messenger RNA. RefSeq names its product proteoglycan 4b (gene prg4b). The coding region runs from base 173 to 2281 and encodes 702 amino acids. The record is from RefSeq and is a predicted model, not a curated record. NCBI's taxonomy places the organism in Eukaryota, Metazoa, Chordata, Actinopteri, Scombriformes, Scombridae. The transcript has 14 exons. Gene Ontology annotation, molecular function: scavenger receptor activity; polysaccharide binding. Gene Ontology annotation, biological process: immune response.